Messenger RNA from Bufo bufo (common toad), 1683 nucleotides. Its product is annotated as oocyte zinc finger protein XlCOF6.1-like. The transcript is spliced from 3 exons. Lineage: Eukaryota; Metazoa; Chordata; Amphibia; Anura; Bufonidae. The record is from RefSeq and is a predicted model, not a curated record. Bases 30 to 1274 code for a protein of 414 amino acids. Gene Ontology annotation, biological process: regulation of DNA-templated transcription.
CAGAGAAUAUCCUGGAACUCACUAACAAGAUGAUUGAGCUGCUGACUGGAGAGGUUCCUGUAAGGUUUCAGGAUUUUACCAUCUAUUUCUCUAUGGAAGAGUGGGAGUUUUUGGAAGGACACAAAGAUCUGUACAAGGACGUCAUGAUGGAGGAUCACCAGCUGCUUACAUCACCAGAUGACUGUACCAGAAUCUCAGAUGGGCAUGUGACAUCUUCAGAUUUUAAAACAGAGGAUUAUGCUAUUACACAAAAUACAAGUGAAGAACAUGCCAUAAUCCCAGAUGUACCCUCAGGUCUUCUCAGCAAAGAUUCAUCAUGUGAUUCUUUUAAAUAUGUCCAAUCUUCUGAUUUAUCACAGAUUGCAAAGGAACAGAAAAGCCACAAAAUGCGUGUUGAACAUCAAACAGAGGAGAAGCCGUUUUCAUGUUUGAAAUGUGGAAAAUGUUUUAAACAUAAAUCUGCUCUUGUUAUACAUCAGAGAAUUCACACAGGGGAGAAGCCAUAUUCAUGUCCAGAAUGUGGGAAAUGUUUUACAGAUAAAUCACAUCUUCUUAGACAUGAGAGUAGUCACACAGGGGAGAAGCCAUAUUCAUGUCCAGAGUGUGGGAAAUAUUUUAGCCAGAAAUCAGAUCUUGUUAGACAUCAAAUAACACACACAGGGAAAAAGCCAUUUUCAUGUUCAGAAUGUGGAAAAUGCUUUACAGAAAAAUCUAAUCUUAUAGUACAUCAGAGAAUUCACACAGGGGAGAAGCUAUUUUCCUGCCCAGAAUGUGAGAAAUGCUUUACUCGUAAAUCAUGUCUUGGAAAGCAUUUAAAAAUUCACACAGGAGAGAAGCCAUAUUCAUGCUCAGAAUGUGGAAAAUGUUUUACAAAAAAAUCAAAUCUUAAUAUACAUCAGAGAAUUCACACAGGGGAGAAGCUAUUUUCCUGCCCAGAAUGUGAGAAAUGCUUUACUCAUAAAUCAUAUCUUAAAAGGCAUUUAAAAAUUCACACAGGAGAGAAGCCAUAUUCAUGCUCGGAAUGUGGGAAAUAUUUUACAGAUAAGUCGUAUCUUGUUAUUCAUAAAAGAAGUCACACAGGAGAGAAACCGUAUUCAUGUACAGAGUGUGGAAAAUAUUUUAUCCAGAAAUCUGAUCUUGUUAGACAUCAAGUAACUCACACGGGGGAGAAGCCUUUUUUGUGUUCAGAAUGUGGGAAAUGUUUUACUCAGAAGUCAACUCUUGUUUGUCAUCGAAGAACUCACACUAGAGAGAAGAGACUUUCUUGUUCAUAAUGUGGAAAAUGUUUCACAGAUAAAUCAUAUCUUGUUAUACAUCAGAGAAUUUACAAACGGGAGAAGCCAUUUUCUUGUCUAGAAUGUGGAAAGUGUUUUACAGAUAAAUCAAAUCUUGUUGCACAUCAGAGAAUUCACACAGGGGAGAAGCCAUAUUCAUGCUCGGAAUGUGGGAAAUGCUUUACUCAUAAAUCAAAUAUUGUUAAACAUCAGAGGAGUCAUAAAGGGGAGAAACCUUUUUGAGAUAAUGUAUGUGGAAAGUGUUUUAACCGAAAGCCAGCUCUUAUUGCACAUCAAAGAUAAAAUGUCCAGAAGGAAGGAAAUGUUUCAGCGACAAAUCACAUUUUUAAAACUCAGGAAAGUCAUCUUUUUUUUUUUUUUAGCUAUUUUUAUUGAUGAAUAGUACACA